CUCCCUUCUUACCAGCCUUUCCUCUCCCUCCCUCUUUUUCUUUCCCAGGCGAGUGAUGCAAGCUGCAAACAGUGUGUGUGUGUAGUGUGAACAAGACCCACUAGUGUAUGUGUGUGCCCGUGUAAGUAAGUGUGUGUGCCUGCGUGUGUGUGCGGAGAGAGAGAGAGACAUAGACUGAGCCCCUAACACGGAGCAUGCCUCUGCGUCCGGCAGCCGGCAAACAUGAGCCACCCAGCUCUCCACGGCAGGACCAGCAGCAGCAGACACACACACAUUCACACACACACACGCACCCUUACACACACGCAGCAAACGGCAGCCAGGGGGCCAGCACUGACAGCAGCAGCUCCCGGGAAGAGGAGAGCGGCGUUCCCGUUCCUCUCGCUGUUCCGGCUUUCGGUCCCGGUGGAGAGCACGGCCACAGCGCAGGAGCACCCAUGGAGGAGCCAACAGGCAACACUGUGGUCAUCCGCAUUGGAAUCCCAGACCUACAACAGACGAAAUGUUUGAAAUUCAAUGUGGAUGCACCAAUCUGGCUGUCCAAGCAACGAAUCCUGUGUACCCUCAACCAGAGCCUGAAGGAUGUACUCAACUAUGGCCUAUUCCAGCCGGCUUACAAUGGCAAGGCUGGCAAGUUUCUGGAUGAGGAGAGACAGCUUAGGGAAUACCCUUUUUCAUCCGUUGCUCCUGUACCUUAUCUGGAGUUCCGUUAUAAAAGACGUGUCUACACUCAGACCUACUUAGAUGAAAAGCAGUUGUCUAAGCUUCACACCAAGGCAAACUUGAAGAAGUUUAUGGAGUAUGUGCAGGAGAGGAACAGUGAAAAGGUCUCACGAUUUUUGGAAAAAGGCCUGGACCCUAACUUCCAUGAUCCAGACUCAGGAGAAUGCCCAUUAUCGCUGGCAGCACAGUUGGAGGGAUGUGCAGAGCUCAUCAAAGUGCUUAAAAAUGGAGGGGCACAUCUGGACUUCCGAACAAAGGAUGGCAUUACUGCCUUGCACAAGGCUGUGCGCAGCAAGAACCACACAGCACUUAUAACACUGUUGGACUUGGGUGCUUCACCUGACUAUAAAGACAGCAGGGGUCUUACUCCUCUCUACCACAGUUCAAUGGUUGGAGGUGACCCCUACUGCUGUGAGCUGCUGCUGCAUGACCACUCACAGGUCGGCUGUGAGGAUGAAAAUGGCUGGCAGGAGAUACACCAGGCAUGCCGCUAUGGCCACGUCCAGCACUUGGAACAUCUGCUGUUCUAUGGAGCUGACAUGAGUGCCCAGAAUGCAUCUGGAAACACCGCCCUACAUGUGUGUGCUCUCUACAACCAGGAUAGCUGUGCACGUGUUCUGCUUUUCCGAGGAGCAAAUAAAGAGAUAAAGAACUACAACAGCCAGACUGCUUUUCAGGUGGCUAUUAUAGCAGGAAACUUUGACCUGGCAGAAAUCAUUAAGGUCCACAAAGCAUCAGAUGUUGUGCCUUUCAGGGAGACCCCUUCCUACACCCACCGUCGACGUGUUGUGACUGGCACCCUGCCCUCACCACGUUCCUUGCUACGCUCUGCGAGUGACAAUAACCUGAAUGGUGACCAUGAUCACAUCCACCCUCAGCGCCCUCGAGAAUCCCGGGGCCGCCCUGGUCACUCCCCUGUCCCCUCACUGCGCAGUCUCCCAGCUUUUGGGCAGCAGCACAGCAGCCUCGGAGAAGGUCGUCAUGGAGAUAUCCCUGACAGCAGUCUCCAGAGUACUGGCAGCUCCAGAUCCUCCCAUUCCCGCUCACCAUCUUUACAUCACAUGCAUGAAGAGGACAAGCCAGUCCCCAGACGUUCCCAUAGCCAUGGCUACCCUCAUGGACAUGGUCCUCGUGGAAGACUCAGCCCCGGCACAGUGCAGCGAGACCCAAGCCCACCUCAUCACACCCCUCCAGCACUGACAGGCCCUCGUGGGCCAAAGCGGAAACUCUACAGUGCUGUCCCAGGACGUACCUUCAUUGUGGUUAAGCCCUACACCCCACAGGGGGAGGGAGAGAUACAGCUCAACCGUGGAGAACGGGUCAAAGUACUAAGUAUAGGUGAAGGAGGUUUCUGGGAAGGUACCGUCAAAGGAAGAACAGGCUGGUUCCCAGCAGACUGUGUGGAAGAAGUUCAAAUGAGACAGUAUGACCCAAGGCUAGAGACCCGGGAGGACCGCAAUAAGAGACUGUUCAGACACUACACUGUGGGAUCCUAUGACAACUUCACUUCAUACAGUGACUACAUUGUGGAGGAGAAGAAUGCUGUUUUACAGAAGAAAGAAAAUGAGGGGUUUGGUUUUGUCCUAAGGGGAGCCAAAGCCGAGACUCCCAUUGAAGAAUUCACCCCUACCCCAGCAUUCCCUGCCCUGCAGUACUUGGAGUCUGUGGACGUGGAGGGGGUUGCCUGGAGGGCUGGUCUCAGGACGGGGGACUUCCUUAUUGAGGUGAAUGGGGUGAAUGUAGUGAAGGUGGGCCAUAAACAAGUGGUUUCCUUAAUCCGGCAAGGAGGCAGCAGGCUCCUGAUGAAAGUUGUUUCUGUCACACGCAAACCGGAGUUAGAAGAAGUAGUUCGGAAGAAAGCUCCCCCUCCACCCAAGAGGGCUCCCAGCACCACCCUGACACUGCGCUCCAAGUCCAUGACUGCCGAGCUGGAGGAACUGGCUUCUGCUCGGAGAAGACGAGGAGAAAGACUAGAUGAGAUGUUGGCAUCGCAGGAAUCUAUGUUGCAUUCUCAGCCCCCGGAGGCAGAUUACAGAGCAGCCACUGUCAAACAACGGCCUACUAGCAGGAGAAUAACACCAGCAGAGAUCAGCUCACUGUUUGAAAGACAAGGGAUGACGCUACAUGGAGGUCUGCACCCGGGAAUCGAGAGAGGUCACAUACCACUCCCUAAGGGCAUGUCCAGGACCAAGUCUUUUGGUGCCACAGAAGAGGACAGACUGUCUGCACUUGCAGGCGAGCACAGAUUUCCACGUAGUUCCUCCAUGACAGACAGCCUUAGAGACCACUCACAACCCCACUCUAUCCCGCCGCCUCCCCUGACAGCUCCUCCUCCUCCUCCUUACUACUUUGACACCGGUCCUCCCCCAGCUUUUUGCCCUCCUCCUCCCCCAUCUAGGGCCCAGAGUCAAGGACAUGAGCCUGGAGGCCGUUCCAGUUUCAAGCCAUCCUCCUUGGACCUGCCUUACGAAGCUGUUCAGCGGCAAGCCACACACAUUGAGAGACAGAAGAAAGCUCGCUCGAUGAUCAUCCUGCAGGACUCCUCCCAUCAACCUGUUGAGCCCACAGAAAUUCCCCGUCCUUCUGCUGCUACUCCACCUGAGCGAAUCAAAAGAAGGGGGAGGGUCAUUGACAACCCUUAUGCAAACGUGGGUCAGUUUAGCAUUGGACUGUUCACACCUACAAAGCCCCAAAGAAAGAAAAGUCCUUUGGUGAAACAGCUUCAGGUAGAAGAUGCACAAGAAAAGGCUAGUCUUGCCUUAGCUGCUGCCCAUUUGCGAGAGAGCUCACCCUCAGGACGACACCCACGUGGGCACAUGCACAUUAGCCGUGUCGACUACUACCAGCAGCAGCUCAUGGCUGAACGAGAGCGACUGCGAGCCCAAGGGGAGAUGAUGUUUCAAGGUAAAGGCCCCUUUGCUGCUGCUAUUGCUGGAGCAGUGAAAGAUCGUGAGCGUCGCCUAGAAGAACGGAGGAAAUCCACUGUCUUCCUUUCUGUUGGGACCAUGGAAGGGUCACCUACAACAAGCCCUGAUGCCCCCUCUUUGACUCAGUCUCACUCAAUCGAUGAACGGCUGCUGACCCGAGAGCUGGGACAGCUUCCUCCCCCUGCCUUGGCUCUGAGCCCCUCACCUAGUGGGACCACCUUUAUCCAUCCACUUACGGGAAAACCUCUGGACCCAAAUUCACCACUGGCUCUUGCGCUGGCCGCAAGGGAGAGGGCACUGACCUCUCAGAGUCAGUCCCCAACUGGCAGCCCAGAGCCUCGGACUAAACAAGAGCGAGUAGGUCAGGUUGUAAUGUUCUCUGACACUCAGACCAAAGAGUCGCCACAUGUAGAUGGGGCAACUGCAUCUCCCCCCUUUUCACCUAAAAGCGCCAAGGCAGCAGGGUAUGGCGCUUCAUCCUCCCCAGCUAAUAUUUUGGCUCCUCAACCCACCAAACCCCAGUGGACUACAUCAUCAUCACCUAUAUCAUUCCGUCAAGAGAUGGAAGCUAGAAUUGAGGAGAGAAAGGAGGAAAAGAGAUUAGAAGAUAAAAAAAGUGUGUUGAUCAGCAUAAUGGAUACAUCACAGCAGAAGACUGCAGGGCUGAUCAUGGUUCAUGCGACCAGUAAUGGUCAGGCUGUUGGUGCGGGAUCAGGGAUUGAACAGACACCUAUGCCUGCAACCAUAGAGCCCAGCAAAUCCCAGAGUCCACGGGCUAAAUCCCCUAUUCCCAGUGUGCCCCAGCCCCAAGCUCAGCUCCAGGUUAAGCCUCAAACUCAGCUUCCUGCCAGUCCUGCCCAGGAGAAGAGCCUGGCUCAGGGAAGCUCAGAAGAGGAUGUGGAUGCUUACACGGUCACCCUACCACCUGCUAUGUUAUCUUCCAGCGAUGAGGAAACAAGAGAGGAGCUACGUGAGAUCGGGGUUGUUCCUCCACCCGAUGAGUUUGCAAAUGGGUUGCUGGCCCAGGCACAGGGGAUACCAGUAGCUAAACCUGCCCUGUCUCCUGUCACACCGGUCACACCAACACCCCAAACUCCCUCAACCCUAACAACCCCAACUGUGACAACCACCCAGCCUCAGCCUUCCCAGCCCCCACCUCCACCUAGUGCAGCAGCUGUCUCAGGGAAAACGUCUGACCCUCUGGAGCCCCCACCAGUGGGCGAGGCUGGUUCUGCAGCUGACUCAGGUGUGGAGGAGGCCGACACACGCAGCUCCAGUGACAGAGAGAGAGACCACCAUCUUGAGACCACCAGCACAGUCUCCACAGUUUCCAGCAUGUCUACAUUGUCCUCAGAAAGUGGCGAGCCUGCUGACACACACACCACGCACACCUCCUAUGCUGAUGGGCAGACUUUUGUUCUUGACAAGCCGCCAGUGCCUCCUAAGCCUCGACUCAAAUCCCAGAUAGGAGGCAGUAAAGGCCCCGUCACCUUCAGGGACCCUUUGCUGAAGCAGAGCUCUGACAGUGAGCUACUUUCCCAGCAGCAGGCUGCUGCACUGGCUGCUGCAGCAGCUGGUGGAGCUGGGCUUCCUGCAGGGGGUUCCGCCUCGGUGACCGGUCUAGCUCCCACCAAGCCACGCUAUCUCUUCCAACGGAGGUCCAAGUUGUGGGGAGAUUUGGUAGAGCCCCGAGGACCUGGGGUAGGGCUAGGUAUUGGGAGUUUGGGCAAUCUUGGUGGGUUAGGACUCGGGCUAGGUGCAGAUGAGUGUGCAAAACCAUCAGUUAUGGGAGAGCUCAGUUCACGUCUACAACAGUUAAGUAAAGACACUAGGUCGCUUGGUGAGGAGCCACUUGGAGUGUCUCUUGACCCUGGGAGGAAGUCACCUGUGGCAGGUGCAAGACUUUUUAGCAGCCUAGGUGAGCUCCACACCCUUUCCCAGAGAAGCUAUGGAACCACAUACACCAUCCGCCCUGGCAGCCGUUACCCAGUCACCAGACGCACCCCCAGCCCAGGCUCAGGCUCACCUGAUCGGGGCGACCCCCUCGGACGAUUCUCAGGCUUCGGCCUGCCAACCUCACCAACUACACCGCCACAAACCAUCCUCAAGUCCUCUAGUCUCAGCUUACCACAGGAGCCUAAAGAGGUGCGCUUUGUGAUGAGGAGCUCCAGUGCCCGUUCUCGCUCUCCGUCGCCUUCCCAUUCCCCUGGAUUAGGCUCACCACUUUUAGCCCUUCGACCCUUUCACCAAAAACCCCUCCAUCUUUGGAACAAGUAUGACGUUGGAGACUGGCUCGAGAGCAUCAACUUGGGAGAGCAUAGAGCAGGGUUUCAGGAACAUGAGAUCGAAGGCUCUCACCUCCCAGCUCUAACCAAGGAGGACUUCGCAGAGCUGGGAGUGACACGUGUUGGACACCGUAUGAACAUUGAACGAGCACUUAAAUUGCUGCUAGAGAGCUGACCCUUGUCCUAAGAAAGAGCAACAGAAAGAAAGACGGAGACUGAAUUAGAGGAAAAUAAGCGAACCAUUGAACACCGCUCCUCUUUUACUCAAGCAGCUUUUAUGUUCAGUAAUAAAUGUUCACCUGUGGUUCAUAAUGACACUUUCAGUUCUGCAUUGACACCCUGCACCUGGCACUGCACUGAAGAGGAGGAGGCAAAAUGUAUAUUCAUCCCUUUUUGCUUAGCCCUUACUUACUUUAUGGCUCCACCUUCUUGCCUGAAGAAAAUCAGACUAAACAUCCCAAAAAGGAUAUCUGGUCUUUUUCUUUUGCUAAGAAGAAUCACAGGAGCUCCAAUUAGAUUGUUUGAUUUGUGAAAAGUUCAGCUGUUUCCUUAGUAACACCCACACUUUUUCACUGCACCCUCUCUACCUCUCUCCCCUUUCGUAUUGGGCCUCUGAAAGCCUUUGGCAGUUUGAGUAAAGGAGGAGGAGGAAGGAUUCUCGUUCCAAACAGAAAACUCAGUUGCCUUUCAAAAAUAUUUCUACUGAAAUCAACUCUGAUGAACACAGUGCUAUAGAAAUAGUGCUAACACAGCUCUGAAAUGGUGUGUCUUCUGUAUUCCUGUUAUCGUUUUUAAACCGAAGACUUUUGAGCCAAGAGGCAGAGCUCCGCAGGAGGAAAAAAAACCCCUCUGCCUUGGUACCAAGACUGUGCAAUCUAUAAUAUUUGGAGAAUGUUUAACCAACACUCGUGGCUUUUUUCAUAAUUAAUUUUCUGAUUUUCCAAAGGGAAUAUUAUAUAUUACUAUUAUAUGGCAUAAUAUAUAUGUAUCUAAAUAUAGCUUUCAGAUAAAAAGACAAUGUUGCAAGAAAAAGAUUUACUAAAUGAAGCUGCAGCUGUUUUUGGUUUUAGAAUAGAAGACAGAAAGCAGUCAAUUCCACUCAU
Messenger RNA from Girardinichthys multiradiatus, 7038 nucleotides. RefSeq names its product SH3 and multiple ankyrin repeat domains 3a (gene shank3a). Gene Ontology annotation, cellular component: postsynaptic membrane; postsynaptic density; dendritic spine. Lineage: Eukaryota; Metazoa; Chordata; Actinopteri; Cyprinodontiformes; Goodeidae. The coding region runs from base 195 to 6110 and encodes 1971 amino acids. The record is from RefSeq and is a predicted model, not a curated record. Gene Ontology annotation, molecular function: ionotropic glutamate receptor binding; synaptic receptor adaptor activity. The transcript has 24 exons.